Messenger RNA from Microdochium trichocladiopsis, 1542 nucleotides. RefSeq lists its product as uncharacterized. Gene Ontology annotation, molecular function: DNA binding; zinc ion binding. The transcript is spliced from 4 exons. The coding region runs from base 1 to 1542 and encodes 513 amino acids. Gene Ontology annotation, biological process: DNA-templated transcription. Lineage: Eukaryota; Fungi; Ascomycota; Sordariomycetes; Xylariales; Microdochiaceae. The record is from RefSeq and is a predicted model, not a curated record.
AUGGACAACAGCAUCACCUCAAAGUUUCAUGCCAGCAUGAACAGGAGCCCGAGCCUGGAAAUGGAACUCCUGGGACUUUUUGAGAGAUGGGUCAACCCUAUACACAAGUUCCUUGACGAGAAAACAACCCAAGCGCUGCAGCUUGAGCUGGGCAAAGACUGGAACGAGUCGCCAUUGCUGAGGCUCGCGGUCCUCUCGGCUGGAUCGUUGAUAACUUCCAACAAGGAGGCUCGAGCAUACGGCGAUGCGCUGUCUGGUCAUGCCGAAUCAAUCGCUCUAGCUGCAUGUCGCCGUCAGCCCAACAUCGGUACCAUCCAGGCGCUAUCACUCCUUGCGUGGAGAGAGCUAGGCCUAGACAACGAGAACAUGGCGUGGCUGUACAUUUUGAGCUCUUUGAAGCCGCUGAGCGAGGUUGUGAGCACGAGGGCAGGUCCGGGCAGGGGUUUCAGUGAGACCCUGUCUGUUCGGGCGCAGACUUUCUGGGCUGUCUUGCUACAGGAACGGAUUGCCACCUCGUUGCUGGGAAGACACCCGCUCAUCCCGUCCGGACGCGUACAAUCAAUUGGAUUUCUCAGUACCCUUCAGAGGCCGCCCACCCUCGAUGAGACGGUGUUUGAUCUGCACUGCGAGCUAUGGUUCUUGCACGACAAAUACAUGGACAAAAUUUACUCUUUUGACUUUGCCGGACUCGAGCUACACACCCGGCUGAAGCUCCUCGUAGAUGCCCGCGAAGAUCUAAGCGUCUUCCACAAGCGUCUGAGCGUGCUGCCAGUGCCCCAAAGCAGAGGGACUGCCGACAACGAUGUAGAGUGUGCCGGCCCUCUGAUAUUCUGCCGCAUGUCAUACCACAUGUCGCAGUUAUUGAUUCAUCGGCCGUACCUUGGCGAGCGGGGAAACGACAAUGCACUGCAGCUCUCGGCCCAGACAUCGUGGCACGCGGCAGAUGCCAUGGCUCGCCUCGUCCGUACUGCUGAGAAGAGGGGCCUCCUGACCAUGGCACCUGUCUUCGUGGUGCAUAGCAUUCUGACCGCUGCUGUGACCCUGCUCAUGUUUUCCACCUCGCAGCAGACCCGCAUUCGCUCGCAGGCCGUCAGCCGCUUCCGUACUUGUUUCAACGCCAUUUUACUCAUGGUGAACACGUGGCCAAGAGCGGCACGGGGCAUAGCAGUCCUCCGCGAACUUGCAUACAGGUGGAAAGUCGUCGCCACUCUCCCCCUGCAGCACAGUAUGCCCUUGGGUGGUACUUUACCUUUAUCCGGCACAAAAUCAGGCGGCACGACAAUGCCAACAUCAGCAGAGGAUUUAACUGGAGCGGAAACUAUGGAGGCAGCUCGUUCAUUCCCUCUCCGCCAUUUCGAGAGCGGACCAGAGCAGGAGGGCAACGAGACACGGCAUUUUGAAUGGCCAGGCGUCAGGUCUUUUGACCCGUUACUGUUUUCCGACCUUGAUCUGGCGAGCUACGGACUACCACAAGGGGAGAAUGCUACAAACAAUGAUGAAGAGUUUGAAGGCGACGCGAGUCUGGCAUUCUGGGCGAUGUAG